UGAACAAUUUAUUAAACGUUUAGUUGAUGUCUUGCUAACGUUUCGUUGACAUUAUUCCGCACCGUAGACAGUGUUUAUAAUCGCUUCACGUGCAAAGAGAGAAAAUUCUCAGAUAUCGUGUAACUGAUUUGUUAAACGUCUAGUGACGAUUAACAAAUUGUUAAAUGUCUAUAAGACAUCUCUGCCAUUUGACCGUCUUAAGUUAUUUUCACCAGUAUGCGCAGUGAAAUGCAAUGAAACAUCACUUUCCGUUUCUGUUUAAUUGUUUUUGGCACUUGAUCUUUAAUGAACCUGUCAAUUUCAGAUCUUAAAGUGUCUGAGACUCAAAGCUUUAGCUGUCUCUGCUUCUCUUUGUCUCUGGCUCUGCUGAAAGAUGUCGUAUUUUUUAUAUAAGAUGCAUUUUUUACCUUAAAGCAUCCGAAAGAUAUCCGCGGUACGAGAUAAAGUUAUUAAACCGCUCGUAGGAAGAAAAUAUUUUUAAACGUCUCGCCUAUCGGCUCGCCGUGCAGAUUUGCUCUACCUACUCGCGGUUAUAAUAAUAUGCGACGGAGAAAUACUUCCAGCCGGUAAUCAACGUCGCCGUCAUUGGCGAUGUAUGAUGCCAACUUGUAUAGGACGGCGGCGACGGUCAGUUCCUCUCCGACGAGCGCCGGCGGCGGCUGCGACACCUCCCUAGUCACCAUGAUGGAGACGCUGUCGGACUACUACACUGCCUUCAUGUGGCGGAGAGAUCCUCGCGUGCGCUCGUGGCCACUGAUGGGGCCGUGGGGCGGCGCGCAGACUGCCGCCAUCCUCACCGUGUACUCGCUGAUGGUGAUGUUCGGUCAGCGCCUGCUCAAGAACCGCACCCCGGUCAACGUGCUGUACCCCAUGGUGGUGUACAACGUCACCCAGGUGCUGCUUUGCGCCUACAUGACCUAUGAGUUUGUGGUCGCAGCCACCGGUCUGCAAGUGAGCCCCGUGUGCGCUCGGGUGGACGUAUCCGAUAACCCGUACUCACUGCGGCUGACCAAGGUCUCGUGGCUGUUCAUGGCGUCCAAGAUAGUGGAUAUGUGCGACACGGCCUUCAUGCUGCUGAAGGGCGACAAACGGCGAGUGUCCUUCCUUCACGUGUUCCACCACGGCUCCAUCUUCUACAGCUGGUGGCUCUGCGUCAUGUUCGCCCCCGGCGGCGUCGGCUACACCGGCGGCGUCAUCAACUCGCUGGUCCACACGCUGAUGUACGCCUACUACCAGCUCUCCACGAUGGGACCCGAGGUCCGCAAGCACCUCUGGUGGAAGCGCUACCUCACCAUCCUCCAAAUGGUCCAGUUCUGUUGCCUGAUCGGCAUCGCCGUGCUCACCCGCCUGCCAGGCCUGCGCUGCGGCUACCCCGAGUGGAUCUCCGUCGUCACCUUCUUCUACAUCUUCGUGCUGCUGGGACUCUUCGCCAACUUCUACGUGAAGACGUAUGUGAAGGUCCAGGCGGCGAAGGCUGCUGCGGCGGCGGCGGCCGCUGCUGCUGCCUCCCGCGAGGAGCCGGCGCCGGUUCAGAAGCUGCGCGAGCUCAACUCGAGCGUCACGCAGUUGGUGGGUCGCGCCCGCUUCGCCUGCCUGCACGGCGACCAGGCCCACGGCCGGUGAGCCGUCCGAGUCGAACGGGGCAGGGUCACCGGGCGAAGCAGCGGACCUGGGGAGACCGCAGUGACGGCGAGACGGCGAUGGUAGACACUAGCCAGGGUAGAAAGAUGGGGAUAUGACGCAUGUCUUCCAGCCGCGCAGCGUCCGUCUUCGGCCAGACGGAACGGAGAGUGACAUGGUGCCGGCGCCUGAUUCGCUAUGUGUUCUCUGCUCGACUUGAAGUGCUAAGUAGGUAUCGAACUGUCUUACAGACUGUAGAUAGAUACAUGGUGUGAUGUAGUCUGUACUGUUGGGCGUUGUGCCCUAUGCUGUUGUGUUUCUGGCUGUUGCGCGUCAUGCUUUGUUGCGAUGAGCAAAUUGGGAGGUGGUGGCGACUGGCGACGAAUUCAAAUUCUAAACGUUCAGGCGUGCCGCGGAUAAAUGGAGAAGCCGAACGAGAUUGCCGGCCUAAAAUGCACGGACGGGUUAUGCUCGCGAAUCUUUGCGCUGUACAAACGUCUGAAAAGCCGAUUACAAAUCAAUCACGGUCCACGCACCACCGGGGUGUGCGGUAGUGAAUGAACUGUGCUUGCUGUGAUGAAUGUCGUUAAGUGCCUUAUAGUUUAGGUCUAGCGUAAUAGUAAGUUAUGUUGUGGAAUAUAUGUAUUUAAAUACAACACAAACGCAUAGCAGA
Molecule: messenger RNA, 2293 nt
Organism: Amphibalanus amphitrite
Lineage: Eukaryota; Metazoa; Arthropoda; Thecostraca; Balanomorpha; Balanidae
Product: elongation of very long chain fatty acids protein 1-like
Exons: 8
Coding region: 592-1623 (343 amino acids)
Biological process (GO): sphingolipid biosynthetic process; very long-chain fatty acid biosynthetic process; fatty acid elongation, polyunsaturated fatty acid
Cellular component (GO): endoplasmic reticulum membrane
Molecular function (GO): fatty acid elongase activity
Source: RefSeq, a predicted model, not a curated record